CAGCCUGGUCACACUGGGCACUAUUACACGCCCGCGACGCAAGUCUCGCUGCUCACGCCCACGAGCCCGGUCAUCCUUCCUAAGUCAUAAAGUACUCUCGAUUUCCCAUUUGUUUCACUUUCACUCGGCCGCUCGAGCCUGCAUAGCGUCGGGGACUUCAACUCCGACACAGAUAGUUAUCCAAAAACAGAAAAAAGCCUUUCUGCUCGAGUUCUUGCCUCAUACGCCCACGACGCCCGUAUGCGAGGGCAACGUGUGAGACCGUGACGUCAUCGUGACGCCGCCUCAAGGCCGCCUUCGGGGGUGGAGCAGCGUCGGCAGGGCGCCCUGGCGUGGCACUGCACCAGCACCUGACCAGUCACACGCUGAGCCGCAUCUCCGACACACCUGGCGAGGCGUCUGCACGGCCCAUUCUCUCUCUGGCUGGCGCUGCGGCUCGGACAUACAGCCUGCUUAUCACGGCUCGCUCCUGCUGGCGUUCGAUGAUCGAUGCGUUGAAGUGCAACAGGUGUUGACUCGCGACGGCAAGCAAACCCGCCUCGUUUUCGCGCGUGUGAAGCUCCAUGCGUUGCGAACAUGUGUUGAAUGGAUGUUCGUUCGGUUUAACAGUGAUGACGGUCAAUAGCAUGAUGUCAUAAGAAUUCUGAAACAGUUUUAUGUGUUUGACAGUAUUAAUAGUAUCAUAGUCAAUACAGAAAACGUAAAAGCUUAAAUCAUAACACACUGAUUCCCGACUGAGACGUUCCGAUCCAUCAGUGAUUCAGUACAUAUAUUCUUUUAAGCCUUUUAGUUAUACACAAAUAUCAAACAUGAAUAUAAGGACAGUGAUAAUUCUGGUGUUGGCUUGGAAUGGCCUCACCUUCGCCACACAGCAACAGGAACUUCCCCUCACAGGAGACUCGAGCUUCAGAGAAAGACUUCAGCCAGUUCAGGGAGACAGCAUCCUCUCUAGAAUGACCAGACAGGCUGAAAGAGACCCCUACAUCUUCAACCUGUUCGAAGUCCUCCUGACGACGCUCGAGACGAAACUGCGCCGCGUCGAGAACAUGGACCGCGCCCUGGAGAGGCUGGUCCGGCGGAUGGACACCAUGGAGACGCGCCUGGCCAUCAACCUCAAUACCACGUCGCAGAUGGCCCACAUGCUCGAGACCCGCCUGGUGGACCCCAGCAGCUACCGAACCAGCAGCGAAGACACGGGCAGCAGCAACAGCAGAGGCAGCAGCGGCGGCGGGGGCUCGAGCACCAGCAGAGCCGACAGCCUGAUGGACCAGCGCCUGCACCUGCUGACGGAGCACGUUGCGAGGAUCGACAACAAGCUCUCGACCAUGCAGAAGGCACUCGACACCAACUCCAUCUCCGCCGCGCCCGACGAGCUCAUUGCAGCUGCCUCUGAGAGCUACCGCGUGGGCGUGAAGGUCCCGCGGGAGCAGAUACUGGAAAAGACGCCAGUCCUUGAUCAACUGCAGGAAUCGAUGGACUCCUUGCGCGAGUCCGUGAGCUCCAUGGACCGGCGGCUGCAGUUCCACAUGGCCUACGUCUCCGGGGACCUCGAGACGCUCUCGGGCUCCGUGCGAGACAUCCACGACGCCAUCCUGGAGGAGCAGCAGCCGACGCCCGACGCCACCACCGUGCCGCCGGGAAGCAAUAUGACCCGUCAGUCAGCGCCUCUGAACAAGAUCGACUCGCUCGUGAACAAGAUGUCUCCCAUGGAAACGGUGUGGGAGAAGAUGGAGGAGGUGUGGGACGUCGUGGUUGGCACCAAGAGCUCCGUGGACGUGCUGGUGCCAAAGAGCGAGGCACUCCUGAACACGUCGCAGCGGCAAGAGCGAGCGAUCUCGACCAUACAGUCCGACCUCACGGAAAAGGCCAAUCGCAUCAUCCAUAAUCUUGGACAGGUCGAGGAACGCCUGAAGACGAUGCCCGUGGACGGCAAACCCCAGCGGGACCACAUCAACCCAGUGUCCCUGUUACACCGCUCAACCCAAGGACACGUGCAGGACGACGCCCCCAUUGAGACAGACCCGCCGUUCGACCUCCUGGACCAGGCCUCCUUGCAGACCUAUUUAAUGGAGAGGAAUGUAACAGAUGCGCCCACGACCACCGAGAGAACGCCCGUGGGCCCCUCAGGGCUGGUGUUCCCCUCCGUGCAGAAGAAACCGGUCAUUCUCAACACCACGUUCAUGAUCAACGAACUGAACGACCAAAAGAAGCAAGGGUAUUCGUGCGGUGAUCUCAGCAAAAGAGGAAUGGUGGAGAGUGGAACUUAUUAUCUCAAAAUACGUGGAACUACUUACUGGUUCCUGAAGGUGUAUUGCGACAUGGACCUAGCAGGAGGCGGGUGGACGGUGAUCCAGCGCCGCGACGACUACGGCGAGCCUCGCGAGACCUUCAACCGCGAAUGGGACGACUACAAGCACGGCUUCGGAAACCCCGAGGCGGAGUUCUGGCUCGGCAACGAGAACAUCUACAUGCUCACCAACACGGACGACUACAUGCUCAGGGUCGAGCUCGAGGAUUUCGAUGGGAACAGGAGAUACGCCGAGUAUUCAACCUUCAAACUACACAGCGAGCAAGAAAUGUACAAACUGGAGAUUGGAGGCUAUUCGGGCAACGCGGGCGACUCUCUCAACGACCCCUGGUAUGGGUCCAAUCUCAGCCCAUUCUCUACUGUCAACAGAGACAACGACCGCUCGAGUCUGAACUGCGCGUCGAUGCUGAAGGGCGGGUGGUGGUGGCGCUCCUGCGGCAGAGGGCUCAAUGGCCUCUACCUCACAGAUCCCAAUGACUUAUCGGCUCGGCAAGGAAUCGUGUGGUUCCGGUGGAGAGGCUGGGAUUACACCCUCAAGAAAUCCGUGCUCAUGAUCAGACCCAAAUCCCACAGCAAAGGCAAUCAACAGUCGUAAGAAUGAGGAGGCGGGGAAAAAAAAAUAAAAUAAAAAAAAGAAGAAAAAAUAUAUAUAGAGGAAAAUGAAAUUCGGUUACGAGUAAGAACAAAAAUGUCUUUGGACUGAAAGAGAGUGAUAACUGGACUAUUUGAUGCACCUUUUGUAUCCAACUCGUGAAUUGUUAUUGAAAUAUUGGUACUUUCGAGGUUGACUUUAUCAUUGCUUGUAGGGGUUAAUGCAGGUGCAGAGAAAAAGAUAAAAAAAAAGUUGUAAAAAAAAAAAAGAUUUAGUUGUACUCUCUUUAUUUCUUUAACAAGCAUUGUAUACAAUACGAGUAAUUUAGAAAGAAAGAAGAAAGAAAGAAAAUAUAUAUAUGUAUAUAUAUUAUAGUUAUGUGCAAUAUUACUAUUUCUUUCUAAAAUAUUACCCAAACUUAGCUAGAGUCUAGUAUUCUGUAGCUUUAUAUAUCUCUUACCAAGAUUACUGGUUUAGGAUUCAGUGCUUUAAGUACAUUUCUAUAGUUUUUUCAUUUUAACUUGAUUUAAGGGAUUCGGGUAAAAUGUGUAGGAUGAUUGUAGGUGGUUAUAAACACAUUAUGAAAGUUUAGAUUACAUAACAUGUGCAUGCAUAUAUAUGUAUUUGUUAGUGGAUGCAUAUACAUGGCUCUAUAUCUUUGUCUGUCUCUCUCUCUCUCUCUCUCUCUCUCUCUCUCUCUCUCUCUCUCUCUC
Messenger RNA from Penaeus chinensis, 3613 nucleotides. RefSeq names its product angiopoietin-2-like. The transcript has 13 exons. The coding region runs from base 810 to 2903 and encodes 697 amino acids. The record is from RefSeq and is a predicted model, not a curated record. NCBI's taxonomy places the organism in Eukaryota, Metazoa, Arthropoda, Malacostraca, Decapoda, Penaeidae.